Molecule: messenger RNA, 12971 nt
Organism: Spirometra erinaceieuropaei
Lineage: Eukaryota; Metazoa; Platyhelminthes; Cestoda; Diphyllobothriidea; Diphyllobothriidae
Source: the annotation of a GenBank genome assembly
AUGCGUCUGACGUAUGUCGGUGUUUCAGACACUGUUCGCCAGUUCUCGUGCGAUGGCUUCGCAGGUGAUCGAUCGGGCCGAUGUGAGUGGGGAAUGUACGGAGACAGAGUGGGCAGGAAGGUCGGGGACGUCACAGUCGGUUGCAGUGGUGGUGGUGGUGGUGGUGGUGGUGGUGGUGGUGGUGGUGGUGGUGGUGGUGGUGGUGGUGGUGGUGGUGGUGGUGGUGGUGGUGGUGGUGGUUGGUGUGCUAGAUAAUGCAGUUUUUAUUGAGUUAAGAAUGUUGGCUGCGCAAAAUGUGCUAGGUGUGUCGAUGUCGUGGUCAAUUCCGCUGUCGUGGAUACGCAUGUGACCGAAUAGACCCAUGCGAUGAGUGAAUGUAUGGCGGCAGUGAGGGCAGUGGAGGCGGAUGUGGCGAGUCUAGGUUGGUGCUCCAGUCACUAGUCCUUCAGUCUCUGUGCGGUAUAUUAGCAAGUGACCUAUCAGGCCGAUGUGUGAGGUGAAGGUUCGACUGCAAUGAGGACAGGUAUGGACCAAGUCAACAUCGCCGGAGGUGGGUGUGGUGAAUGUGAAUGUGUGGGUGGUUUUCGGGGCGUCAGGAGCGUUUUAAUCUUUGAUGGCAACGGAGGUGUUUGUCCACAAGGAGAAGAAGAUUCAAUCAGUAGAACAAGAAGUUUAUUGGCCUGACAUUUCGGAUUCGCACUAGAACCCACGGGUUGUGUUCGACGUCGUUGCGGUAGUUUAGGCAAGUUAGUGGAGGUGGUAGUGGCCAACGGCAGUGAGACACAGGGAUUCAAGGCAGCAUUGGGGAAGGUGGACGCCGAUGUGGUCGACGUGGAGGUUGAGGCAGGCGCAAUCGUGAAGGCAGCAACUAGCGCUGUUGGAAGGUUGAUAGACUGACUCUAAAGAUGACCGACGAGGCCGAUCCGCGCGCGAAAUGUUCGCUGACAGAGCGGACACGUUAGGUGGGGUUGUGUGGCGACGUUGCGAAUCGGAGGUGUCCGAGACUUGCGAUUAACCCUGUUGGCUUUGGUCGUGACGAUCUGGCUUGCUUCAUAGAUGGCUGCUCCAGCCUUAACCUCUCUUCUCCAGGCCGGUCUUUUUUGGGCGAGGCCCUCCCAUGUCUCUGGAUUGCUAUGUAAUUGCUUAAGAGAAUUUUUCAGUGUGUCCUUUUGACGUUGUUUUGGAUCGCAACGGUCGGCGAGCAGCGGUGGCGACAUCACCAUAGAAGACUUGUUUCGGUAGACGUGUAUUUUCCAUCCUCACAGGAUGGCCGCUCCAAUGUAGUUGCAGUUGCCUCAGCACGGGAUGAAUGUUGAGGAUCCCGAUCCAUCCAAGGACUUCCGUGUCGGGGAUCCUGUCUUGCUAUCUCAACUUUAGUAUUCUGCGAAGGCAGCUGAGAUGGAAGUAGUUGAACUUCCUGGCUCGAAUGAAGUUGACGGUCCAGGUCUCUGCUCCAUACAGAAGUGUUGUCGGGACGACGGCCUUGCACAUCUUUAAUUUGGCGCUCAUUUGAAGGCCGUGGCGAUUCCAUAUGGAGUUCUGAUGCUCACCGAAGGCCUAGCUGGUUUUGGAGAUCCGAUAGGCCACUUCGUCGUCGGUUCUGCUGCGACGUGACAUUGCGCUGCCUAGGUAGUUGAAGUUAUCCACGGGCUUCCGUUCGGUGCCGUUGGCACGGAUGCGAGGGACACUGCGUUCAGCGAGCGAUGACCGUUGACCACUGUCUUGUCCGUAUUGAUGGCCAGUCCGAAGUGGGCGCAUAUGGAGGCACGUCUUGUUCAAUCGUACUGUUGAGUGCGCAGCCGUCGGUUAAAUGCAGAUUGUGGAUAGCAGUUGCGGAGGGACGCGCUAAGGCCUUCAUUUGCCAUCUGUCGAGAAGGUGCCCAUCGGUCCUGUUGUCGACGCGAAUCCCGGGACACUCAUCACGGUCGACAUUCAUCAGUAUGGCAGAGAACAUGAGACUGGUGAGGGUGGGCGCGAGUACACACCGCUGUUUCAUUCCAUUGAUCACCGUGAAUGCCUCGGCGAUUGCGCCAUCGUCCGUGACGCGCGCCAUCAUUCCAUCGUGGAGCUGACGUACCAUGUGCGUGGAUCGUUCAGGUCACUCGAAUUUCUGCAUGAUUCUCCUCAGUCCUUCGCGGUUCACCGGACCAAAGGCUUUUGUCAGAUUCACAAAGGUGGUGUAUAGGUGAGCCCGCAUCUUCUGACACUUCUCUUGUAGCCGGCGGCAAAGAUCAUGUCAGUGGUUGCUCUGUGUCGCCGAAAACCACAUUGGCUUUCCGGCAGGAGUCCUUGUUCGAGGUGUCCAUUGAGGCGAUUGAGGAGGAUACGAGCGAGGAUCUUGCUGGCGAUGCUGGUUCCCUUUGCGCUUGUACAGAUGGAUGAUGGCUGGUCCUUGAAAUCCCGUGGAACUUGUCCGCGGCGCCACAUCUCCUGAAAUAGCGCCGUCAGUUUUUCCAUCAGGCGGUGACCUCCGUGCUUAUAGAUUUCAGCUGGGAUCGCAUCGGAGUCGGGUGCUUUACCGCUGGAAAGUUGUUGCACGGCGCGGAUGGUUUCUGAGAGAAGAGGCUGGAAGCCAGGUCGGGGUUGGUUUCCACUUGGGGAGUCGGUCGAUGGCGGCGUCAGAGAUUUUGGAGAAACGGCUGGGGACGCUUCUGAAUUGCUCGACACAGCGCUUCAGAAUCUGCGAGUUUUCCGUCAGAAGCGUUUAUCCAUUGGAGCUGAGAAGCGGCGCGAUCCCUUUCCUUGGGGACCGUCGAUCGCUUUGAUCGCAACGAAGAAGUUGUUUAACUCGUUGCGGUCGCCAUAUCCCUGGAUCUCCCCGACCUUUCGAGCCAUCCAGGCGUUCUGCAUUUCUCACAACCGUUGCUGCGCAGGGCGGCAACAUUGGUUAAAGGCCGCUUUGUUCGCACCGGUCGGACAAUCGAUGUAGGCCCCGUACAGCCUGUUCUUCUCGGUCAGCAGAUUACAGAUGGCUGCGUCGCUGUCGUCGAACCAGUCCCAGUGUUGGCGACGUGCAUCAUCGAGGACAGCCAGGGCGGUCGAGUGAACGGCGUCCCGCAGUCGGCACCAUCGAGUUUCCACCUAAGCGUUUUCAUCUGCCGCUGACAGGUUUUCAGGCCGCUGAGUCAGUUGAUUGUUGAAAUGUAGACUGUGAGCAGGCAGAGACAACAAAGCGGUAUUCAGUUUGCCUGGGAUCGCUUAUCUUGUGGCCUUCUGCGGAUUUGCGGACAGGCCUCAUUUUGGAGAUGAAAAGGCGUUGGUCCGUCCAGCCAUCGGCGUCGCAGAUCGCCUUAGUCAGCAGUAGGUCCUACCGAUCUCGCCGCCAAACGGGAACAUAGUUCAGCAGCCGCCAGCGCCACGACCGGGGUGCAUCCAGAUGGCCUUAUUCCGCAUCGGCAGGCUGAAAAGGGUGUUGGUCAUGAGGAAGCGGUGUUCAGCCUAGGUUCCCAUGAGGAAGAGGACACUGUUGCUGCGGCUGACGAUUACGCGUGGACCAAGCACUACUCUUCAGGCAGCACAGUCUGUGCCGACGCGGACGUUGAAUUCACCAAGAACAGUCAACUUAUACGCCUUCGGCACACAGCCAGGAGGGCGUGCACGUCUUCGUAGAACUUUGUCUUCGUUCUUUCUAAGCCAAACAUUGUUGGGACGUAGGCGGUGAUAAUGGUGGCGAAGUGGGAUCCUUGAAGAGGCAGGCGCGGGCUCAUCCAGUCUGUCGUUGAUGCCCUGGGCAGACAGAGCAGUCGUACCACGAUGUCGUUCCAGAUGGAAAAGGCGACACCCGCGUUCCAUCGCUCUGCCCCGGGGCGACCGCUCCAGAAGAAGGUGUAGCCGGCACCUACCUCCUCCAGUUAGCCUUAUUCAGAGAACCGGGUCUCGCUGAGUGCACCAAUGUCCACCUUGUAGCGCGUCAGUUCCCGGGCGACUAGCGUCGUGCUCCGCUCCGGUUUGUUGUUCCUCGGAUUGUCUAAAAGGGAACGAACAUUUCAGGCUACCGGAAUGAGCGGACUCACCCUAGCAGCCUGUGGGAUAGGACGAAGGGGAGGAGGGGAAGGAGGAUAGAGAGAGUAUUGUUUUUAUUUUGAGGGUUUCGACCGUAUGUGUAGCAGUUUUUAGGGCCACGAUCUGUGCGCAGAUUUCAUGAACCCGGCUUUGCUUAGGGCACCUUUUAUAGCCCCCUCCCCCUCGCGGAGGAAGGCGGCGCUGUCCCUCAAUAGGGCUACUUUGUCGCACCAGACGGAUGCCGCUCUUUACUAUGGGUCACUGGGUUUAAUGAGAAAACGACCAAUGACCUGGACCGCCUACGUGAUUGCAUGUCGGCCUUCACGUGGACCCGCAGUUGGUCACCCCUGCACCCUCGAAAUCACCUAAUGUCGUAUGCUCUGUAUCUUCUGUGCUAAGGCUAGUUCAACUCAAAAACGUUCUUAUGUUCGAUCCUCAGCUCUCGUGUAAGUCAGCUGGAUGAACUCCGAUCCUUCAUUGCCACAUUCGUUUCCAUUCAUUUCCAUUAAGAGGCAUAUUCUCUGCCCUAUGUUAAGGUCCCUAAAAUCUGCUGAGGAACGAUCGAUUUGACCUUCAUUUCUGUUCCUUAUGACCAAAACUGCGCUUCUAAGUGACCAGAGCCUGAUGUCCGCAGCCGCCGAGCACAACCGACACUGGCCUGUGCAAUUUUUAAACAAAUGCUUUUUCCAAACGCGUUGCUGCAACUGGCCUAUUACACCGAUGUCUGCCCCCUGUCGCCUGUUCGUUUGUCAGCCGCGCACAUUGUCGCAGCCGGACUGGUGACACAGCAGUGAUUUCGCCAUCGUCGUCCUCAUCAUCGCUGAAGUCUAUGUGCGUGUGUAUAUGCGUGUGCACGUGUUCCAGCCUACGUAUGCUAAGUAUGCGGAUUCUGGCACUAGCGCGAUUACAUACGUCAUUGCUGCUGCGGGCUUCCGCGUAAUUACGUGCUAUGCAUUUGAAAAGCGGAGGCUUGACACAAUGAGACGUGGAAUCAGAUGAGGUCCAGAGACCGCGAGUUAGCCUUCUGAGCCGGCUUGUCAUUUAUAGAGGUCAUCAAACAUGAAAAACGUGAAGAAGAGGGUCAGCGCUGACGAGCACUGGCCCUUGUCCUGUGCGCGACGGGAGACAACUGUAUGGCGAUGUGAUGGGAAGUGGAGCGCAUAUACAACCCUCAAAUCAUGGGACCGGCUGAUACACAACAGACGACGUGCUCCGGUUUCCAUAUGCCAUAGCCCGAAGAAAGCUAUGUCCUGUUCCUAAAACUGGAGAUUAGGGCAAAGUACCGUUUAUGCAAGCACGCCCAAAUUUUCUCAGUGAUGCCAUCCUUUGCCUCCAGUGUGUUUUUUAGAUUUGGCGCACGGCGCGCAAGCCGAGACUUUACAGUUCUUUCGAUUGACGAUAAUGGCCUGCGUCUUUCUGGGAAAAGGAAGUGCGCGUCCUCCGAGUGCCUUUAAGAAUGGCAGUUAUGGGGUAAAUUCAUAACCACUCCAAUUGCCAAAUAACCGUUUUAUCUCCUUCAAAUGAGCCUUGCAUGAAAGACCUCACUUUUGUCUGCUAUCGACUUCUUUACUGGUGGGCUGGCUUGCCAUAUGUCGAUGUCUUUAAUUGAGGAGCAUCAGUAAGUUGUAUGUAAAUACUAUAGUUGAGGUAACGAGGGCAUGGAAUUUCGACCCCUCAACUUUGAUGAGACUGCCCAGAGGAGCGGCCUGGAAAGUUGUUCGCCGAAAAAAUAACACUCCUUCCCUUGAGACGAGGAUCAGACUGCAGUGACCUCUUACUGUGGCCAUUAUGGCAUCUCUGACUCCCAUCAGAUCUGAACCCGUGUGCAACAGGAGUUAGACGGAAGCCUUUGCGUCACGUCAGCCACUACGCCCAAUCUCGGAAUAAACCAGUAGUGUGUGCACGAGAGAAAACAGCGAGUGGUACCGAGCCAGCUCGGAAUAGAUGCCCAGUACCCCAGUACCUCACACAGCAAGGCAAGUGCAAGAGGCCUGGACGCCUACCGACCGCUCUGUCAACCGCCACAUCAAUUUGCCUCCCCACGAUCUGACUUUACGUACCUUCUCAGCGGGGGACAGUCACGGCGCGGGACAAUCGGGGCCGUCAGUCAUCUCCGCGGCCGACGGGGGCGAUUCAGGUCACGCUGGCAUGCGGGUUGGAUGCAGCCACACAGGCGGCAUUGGCGGAUCACGCAUUGAACAAAGGGCGCCAUUAUAAGGGGAGAUGUGCACAGGACUUCCCAGUCUCUGAAGAUGGGCAGACGAAUAAACUACUCGAAACGUCGGACCUCAAAUAAACCCCUCCCGGUGAACGUCCCCUCUUCUUUUGAGACAAAUUUGUAUUUGCAGAAUGGUAUUACCGACAAAGACAAGGGAGACUGGAAUGACCAUUUUUGGCUUAUUAGCCGUCGUCAGCCAGCCAUACCCAAGCCCGAAGUGUGGAACACCCGAGCCUUGUAUUUGAAUUAUGAGGAUUCACCGAAGGUCGUGGCUUGGAAAAUUGUCAACUGGCAGAAUAACUCGGUCCUAUUCAGUAUUCAGACUCAGGCAGUAAUGGCUCCAUUUUACUGGGGCCUCAGUGGGAUCAUUAAUAGCGUGAGCCUGAUGUGCGUGGAUUCCGGGACCGAGUCGUGUGCAGCACGCAUAGACAGGUAGCCUAGCUUCGUCAACCACCAUGCCAACGGCCGCGUUCGGUUGUUAUGAUUGUGGCUUGCCACUGGAAAGCCACGGGUGUGGACAGAGUUAGGGUGAACUUGGUGAAUCGCAAGCCCAUUUCCCAUUAAACUACUUCAAACUCAAGCUACUGCUGCGCCACCCAGUGAGGCGUUGGUGAGUCUCGUCGCAUGAGGUGACCGAAAAAUCUGAGGGCUGAGGGCGGGCUACCAGUGGGGGCGCAGCAUUGCAGAAGGUGAAAGCUGGAAGCUGCAACUCUGAAUUUUCGAGAUCCUCACAGCAUCAUGCAGAAAAAUGUUUAUAAAAAUCCACUCACUCUCUUUGUUAGUACAUGACACAGUUUAUGAAUUAGCCAACACAGUUGGAAAUAUGCAUCAAUAAAGACUUGAGAUUCACAUUUUUAUUUAAGGCCAGUUUGCCAUCCUAAGCCAUCAGCACGCUCAACCAAGCCAGAGAUAUCCGAGACAUCCUCAGUCUGAGUUUGGGGAUAGAUCCCUCUUGAGGUCGGCUGAGCGCGAGCCGACAUUUUUAAUCGUCCGCACUUUCGAUCGUUCUCUCCUCCCCCCCCCCUCUACUACACUGAGGGCAAGUGCACUCGGCGCAAUCGCAUUGAAGUCUCUAGGCGGACCGGACCAUUGAACGCUUAAAUUACUUUUUCACAGGCAUGCUGUGCAGGAAGGAAUACAAAUGUGGAUGCCUAGCACUCAAGCAGGCGCAUUAAUAUGCAAAAAUGGCUGCUGAGUGAGCGAAAGAGUGGCGCAAAACAUAAAAAAGGCAAUUCUGAAACAGGCAAGUUAGUCUAAACAGCACAGACAUUGAAGGGAUGAGCUCAACUGAACCAGUGCUUGGAGAACCCCUCAGAUUAAGACGAGUAACCUGCCACCGAACUGUCCGGGAUAAAAUGCAGGCCAUGGCACCUGUAUACGUUUGAAAUGAGCUCUCGGGGCUGGCGACACCAGUGAGUAAGACUCGAAAGUGGGUGGACAUGCGUGAGAUAGGUAAGGGGCGGGAGGCAGAAUGCCUGAUUAGCCCCUACGCCUACGCCCACCUCCAGUUAUUCCGCAAUUCCAUGCCAGAGGAUUAUGAUGUGUGUGUGUGUGUGUGUGAACGGAGAGUUAAGCGGGUUGUGCGAAAAUGCCUGUCACCGUAAUAAAACGCACAAGUAUGCCACCACUGUUAACCCGAUUAGUAUUAACCCUCACCAUGUUCAGGUGAUGAACCGUCGUAUCAUACGAAGUUUGCCAGAGGGAGCAGCACCCACCAAAAUCAGUGGUGACUUAUAUGUCAACCUUGACAGUCAAAGAAUCGUUAAAGGCGAUGAUAGCAAAACGGUUGAUCAAUACUUUCGAUCUGUCUGUUUAGCAAAGAAAAUACUCCAAACAAACGUGGUGUUGUUCGUCAUGAUUAAUUUAUCUCGCUGUUUUAUUUGGUCCUGUCAUUGUAAAAAAAUAGCGAGUUCUCCUCUCUCGCCUUAGGGAAGAGACAGAUAUGGUGAACUCCAGUGAAGAAAGCCAAACGUCAAAGUGAGAGAGACACCUGUUGUGUUUAUUUAAAAUUGUGCGCAUCAGCAUUUUAGCGAUUUUACCACUAAAAAGGACCACGAUGUGGAUGCGCUGGACUUAUACGGGGGCUAGAUCGGGAUCCGGCAGGCGUUAUUGGGAAUUCUCACCCGUAACAAAUGCCAAUUCUGAGGGCAUGGUGACAGACUCGGGUGCAGGCGCACGCCGCGUCAGUUGGAAUCCUAGCCACCCCCUUUCCCUUUUUAUAUAAAAUCUUUGACAGUGCCCGCUAUGGAUCAGGGAGUGUGGUGCUACGUCCAGGUGCAGGUUUUCGCCGUGCCAGUCACCUGCACCCUUCCCUGCUUCUGGUAUUCUUGAUGUUGUCGUGACACUGGGUUCAGGGGAAAGAGGAAGAGAGAGUGCGGUAUGUACUGCGCAAGUCUACUACCACCAGUAGAAGAAUCACGCGCAAGUCACCGUGCCUGCGUCCACUCCCUGCACCAGUUGCCUGACAGGCUCGGAAAGUCGACUGGAGCACGAGAAAGGGAGGAAUGAGGCCGGCACUGGGGAAGCCAUCAUCGGCGCAUUCCGAAAUUUAAUAAAUCGGACGCCUGAAUCUGUCAAGUCGUAGUUUGAAAAGUUGCCAACUGACGGGACAAAUCGGUCCUCCUCUCAGGACAGAGAGUCAGGCCGCAAGGGUUCCUCCUUAAUGUGGCCCCUAUGACACCCCGAUUCAGUUGGGAUCCAAACCGUCUCGCCCCCCUCGCGCGCGAAUCAGGCGUGCUUGGCACGGUUAGACGAGCUGUCUAGUCUUGUCCUCCACUGAGCCCAACACCGUCCCCCGUCUUAUUGCUUCCGCCUUGACACCACGCUCAGAUGAGUGGACGGGGAGAGAAUGGGGCAGAUGCGGCGCAGAUUUAUUGUCACUAUUGUCCAACUAAGUCCUGCGCAUGUCACCGUCCUUGUGCUAACCAUACUGCAGGGCACACGGAAAUCAUGGUUCAUAACGAUUGCACUGUCAUAUACACGAUAAAAUGCCUUUACCACCAUCCCUUCACGUAUAUCCAGCCGCUAAUUCAACAGUCUCCAGUUUGCCGCGGUUCAUGACGUAACAAUCCACUCCAUAGGAAGCUUGAAACGCAAUUUUAGUAACAUGCUCUCCGGAUCCCACUUUUGCCUAUCCUUCGCUUGGAAAGGAAAGUGAGCCUUUUGGACAUUGCAAUCAGACGUAAACCCAAUUUAUUUUCACCAUACAGUUCUCCAUGCAUGGAGGGCCGUCAGGGUGUUAUCACUAUGUAGCGUGUCAUUUGUGCUGUGCGAUUCAGUUACUGUGAAAAGUCACUGUUUUAGAACGCUGACAAACGAGUAUAUUCUUCAGGUUGUGUUAACUAGGACAGAUGCCAUCAAAUAUAUGUAAAGUUCCCCGGACAUUGUGUGACAGUCAUUUCCUGGUUUUAUCAUUGCUAACUGGUUUAUACUUGAAAAUUUCAGUAGGCCAUGGGAAUAAGUACCCCGUAUUACGGCUGGCCUUACGCGAAAUUCCAUUUGGGUUAGGGUUGGUGUUAGUUUCGUCGUUAGGAUGAUCGGGGUAAGAAAGGUUAGCUUUGCGGUUAGAGCAUGUUGUUAAAUCUGGGUUCCUUAAAUGCCUUCAUAGAUUUGAGGGUUACCAGCCGACCUUAAAAGAAUACACAUUGCUAGGCCACCCUAGAACCAAGAAAAUUUACCAGUUAAAAGGCACUCAAGAUCUAUAUGGGCAUAUUGAUUUCAGAAAUAAUGCUUGCAAAACUUCUCGUGGGCCAAUGAUAAACAACAUUUUGCCUGCCUCGUUGUGUUCGUGUGAGCCAAGAAGGCAAACUAGGACUGAAGUAUUAAUGAAGUUAGUUGUAGGCUGUUUGGGAAAUCUGCAUGAACCACUCUCUGACUUAAGGCUCAGUUUUUUGUAUAAUUUAUCCCCCUAUUGAGAUAAUAGAGAGGAGAGGUAGAUUGCAACAGAAACUUCCUACAACCGCGACGGCUAGGGCGUGACUGAAUACCAGGUAUUUCGUCGUGUUACCUUAGGUUGACACGCAUGAAACCUCCUGCUGUACUAAGCUCACAGAACAACACCGGAGGAAACUUUUAACUGGAGUUUAGGAUCAGGAGGUCACAUUGUUAAAGCGCGACAGGACCACCAGCUCUUAACCAGGGUCCAGGACAGUUACACGUUAUAAAACCAGAAGUCAAAUGAACUAACCUACUCCCACCCCCAUCAAAUCUUUCCCUGACUCCCACUUGAACCGGUGCGAACCUUUCUGACGGUAACACAGGUAGAUGUCGAUCUGUCAAAAUAGCUCAAUCAGAGUAAGGCGAGAAAUAAAACCGACACAUAAAUUUAGCGCAAGGCCUAUUCUAGUGUUCAAGCAAUUUUUUUUGCUGUCGAAGAACUCGAUUAGAAUCAGCCUUAGCAGUUCCCUGAUAGAAUUUUAUGUACGACUCCCUCCUCCCCCCCCCCGUGCAGGGCAAAAAAUGUAAGGUAGGAACACAUAAGGUUUACGGUUGGGCUUGCGGCCAGGGUGGUUCGGACUAGUGUUUUGGUUCGAAUGUGGGGCGCUGUUAGGCUUGCUUAGAGGAAACGCUUGGGACUACAAUUAUUUGAAGUGAACGCGGUUAGGGCUAGCGCUAAGAUUAGGGCUAGGGUCAAGACUAGGAUCAAAUAAAAAAACUAAGCACCUAAACCUUGCUCCAAACCUUAUUCAAAUCCUAACCCGGACCAUAAAUAAUUGCCAUAAUGCUAAAUCCAAGCCCUGAACCUAAAUCAAAAAUUGAACAAAAUAAUCGGGGUAUGAUUCUUAGUCGGUUCUUAGGAAAGCUUCUUAACAAGCGGUAUAGUUAACCUAUGAAUAAUCCACGUUCAGAAGUAUCGCCGUUAAUUGCUCCUCUUUCUCAUACAGGCCGGAUAUUUUAAGAUCAGUGGCCUUUGGCCGUUAUUCUCACUAACUACUAGCCAUCCUUCUUCCCACCUUUUGCAAACGUGUCCCCCGUCAGUAUUUAUUAUCUCUUGAACCCGACUGAUUUGGAAGAGCUGCCUGAAGGUUGUGGUCACUCACUAAUGUCCUCGUACACAACUAUGCCUAAUGCAAAACGAGGCUAUCCAAAUCCCUAUGGCAAAGUGUCAACUUUCCCUGUUACGCAGGCGGCAUAUCUGCUGCCAGUACUGGAGGGGACGACGUCGUAAAUUAUAACAUAAUUCUAUUAUCCAUAACGCACAUCCAUCCAGGGGAUUAUAUUCUGUCCUAGUACACUGGUUAUGGACUUAAGUCAUUCACGAAUACAGGCGAAAGUUCGAGUUCCAGAUGUGUGCAUAAGUGAAGAAGAGGAGUCGAGCACCGGAACAUUUUGUUUAUUGUUCUGAACUUUCGAACUCAUGAUGGGCUCCUGCACGAGUCCAAAAGCUCAGAAUAAUAAACAAAAUGUCCCAGUGCUCGAUCCCUCUUCUUCUUUUUCACUUAAGUCAUUAGUUUUGCGCCUCUGGAUCACUCUAGUAGGGUCAAGCUCAUCAUAGACGACCACUUCAGAACAGACCAAUGGGCUUGAAUUUUGCUCCUAGAGGUUCUUCAAUAUCCAGCUGGAACAGAUAUAGACACGGUAAUCAUACAGCUCCUAUUCUUUGCCGUUGAUCCAUUCAAAAAACCUUGUCUUCAGUGAACGGCGUCGUGGACCCCACUAAUAGGCCUGUUUGGGACCUCCCUUCGAGCCUUCGUUCACUUCGUUUCCGCAGAAACGGUGCCAAGGAACGACUCUGCAACCCCAUGGGUCUCACAACAACCGUGCGUGACUGGAGGGCAGAAGAGACGUAAAAACACAAGAACGUACCCUUUAGUAGAAACCCACGCCGAAGAGCACCCAGAAACGCGUGACACAAGGUUUGGUGGAUUUCUAUGCUGCGCAACUCCCCCAAGUGUCAUUGCUUCCCUACUCUUGACUGGCGUCGACGAGGGAGGGUGACUAUUUAGCCCUGAAAACGAUGUUUUCGAGGCAAUUGAAAAUGACCCUUUACAGCGUAGAUCCUCCAUCUUGUACAACGCCGAAGGAAACGGAUUCACACAUAAGGGACUGAAUGAGACAAAUUAAAAGUUUCUAGCCCAAAAGUGAUGCUCACAAAGAGAGGCAAACUGGAACGGCUACCCCCGACUUAUUUUCAUUUGUCAUCCAAGAUCGGGUAUCGAUUUGACGGUAGAAAUGGUCAUUUCAGUUCCCAUUUCCUUCUCUGUAACACUGCGAUUAUUGAUUCAUCACCGCUACACUACUGCCUGCGACUGUUAGACUCCAAGAGUAAAACUGACUCAUUCAUGUUCCGUUUUACAAUCAGGAUAAAUCGAUAAACUCCACUUUCAUGAGAUUGCAACUUUUUAGAGCGCCAAGACCGGAAGUCGUCGACUAAAUUGGUGGGUGGUACACAAUUGAGUCUAAUCUAUUGACAGUCUUGGCUUGAUGGCGUUUAGCACUCAUUCCUUGAAUAAGUCUCCAUCAGCUUUUCCUUAGUGGAUCUUUAGGCUCUGGUAGAAGGACGUAUUCUGAUGAGAUCUGAAAUGAAGAAGAAGAAGAAGAAGUAGAAGGAGAAGAAGAAAAAGAAGAAGAAGAAGAAGAAGAAGAAGAAGAAGAAGAUGAUGAUGAUGAUGAUGAUGAUGAUGAUGAUGAUGAUGAUGAUGAUGAUGAUGAUGAUGAUGAUGAUGAUGAUGAUGAUGAUGAUGAUGAUGAUGAUGAUGAUGAUGAUGAUGAUGAUGACGGAACCACUGGGGCAGGAAUCUUGUUCAGCUGA